Molecule: messenger RNA, 1620 nt
Organism: Psilocybe cubensis
Lineage: Eukaryota; Fungi; Basidiomycota; Agaricomycetes; Agaricales; Agrocybaceae
Exons: 17
Coding region: 1-1620 (539 amino acids)
Molecular function (GO): oxidoreductase activity, acting on paired donors, with incorporation or reduction of molecular oxygen; monooxygenase activity; iron ion binding
Source: RefSeq, a predicted model, not a curated record
AUGAUUUUAUACACAUCGUUGGCUGUCUCACUGGCAAUUACGUGGGCACUCUGGCGGUUCGUGCGACCUCUACUUUUCCCGACAAUGCUAGACAAUGUACCGGGACCAAAAUCAGACUCUUGGAUCACGGGAUCCCUACUUCAAAUAAUCGGAAAUAAUGCCUGGGGAUUUCAUAAGGAAAUUGGUCAAACGUAUGGAGGAAUAGUUCGAAUCAAAGGCAUACUUGGGAGGAAUGAUCUUUAUGUAUCCGACGCCAAAGCAUUGCACCACAUUUUAAUCAAGGAUCAAUAUGUAUACGAAGAGACUGACGAUUUUAUCGAGUCAAACAAAAUUAUCUUCGGGAAAGGGAUAUUUACGUCCUUAGGCGAAGAGCAUCGUCGGCAACGGAAAAUGCUGAAUCCCGUAUUUUCUAUUGCACAUAUGAAAGAAAUGGUGCCAAUUUUUUAUGGUGUUGCACGUAAGGUUCACCAAACGCUUCUUGGGAAGACAUACAAUGGACCUCAGGAGGUCGAUAUUGCGGACUGGAUGACGCGCUUGGCUCUUGAACUCAUUGGACAGAGUGGAUUGGGAUAUAGCUUCGACGCACUUACCGAGGAUGCAGUGCGCCACCCUCCUUCCCAAGGUCCCAAAAUUGCCCUAAUGCAAAUGUCCAUCCUUCCUUAUCUUACUCGAAUCGGAACUCCACGAUUUAGACGGUUCGUUGUUGAUUGUCUUCCUUUCAAGGAAAUCCAGGACCUCAAAGGUGUCCUUGAUGUUUUACACAAAACGUCAGAGGAAAUAUUAGAGUCGAAAAGGAAGGCCAUUGCUGAGGGUGAUGAGGCAGUGGCCGCUCAGAUUGGCAGGGGAAAGGACAUUAUCAGUAUCCUCUUGAAGGCAAACAUACAUGCCUCCGAGGCUGAAAGACUGUCUGAAGAGGAACUUUUGGGACAAGUCACCUCUUUAACAUUUGCCGCCACAGACACCACUUCUGGGGCUCUUUCUCGCACUUUUGAUCUCUUAGCUCACCACAAAGAUGUUCAGGCAAAAUUGCGGGAGGAGAUCGUGACUGCUCGCAAGGAGAAUGGAGGAGAAGAUCUGGGAUAUGAGCAAUUGGUUUCGUUGCCCUAUUUAGACGCCAUUUGCCGAGAAACUCUUCGACUUUAUGCUCCUAUUAGUCAACUUAGAAGAGUGGCCCGCAGCGACAUUAUAUUGCCCUUGGGUUCGCCCAUUAAAGGACUGGACGGAAAGGAUAUAUCAGAAAUUCCUAUUCCUAGUGGUACGACUAUUCACAUGUCGAUCCUCAAUUCGAAUAGGAAUUCGGAACUUUGGGGAGACGACGCGGAUCAGUGGAAGCCUGAAAGGUGGUUGAAUGCACUACCUAACGCUUUAGUCAAUGCCCGGAUCCCAGGAGUCUAUUCGCACUUAUUGACAUUCCUUGGAGGAGGCAGAUCCUGCAUUGGUUUCAAGUUCUCUCAACUAGAGAUGAAGGUUGUUCUCGCGCUUUUACUUGAAAAUCUCGAGUUCAGUCCUAGUGACAAAAAUGUUUUCUGGUCAAUGACUGGAAUCAGCACCCCCAAUACAAAUCCGGACAGCAACACACCAACACUCCCCUUACUUAUCAAAAGGAUUGAUCAGGAUUAA